Messenger RNA from Limulus polyphemus (Atlantic horseshoe crab), 2205 nucleotides. Its product is annotated as hemicentin-2-like. The record is from RefSeq and is a predicted model, not a curated record. Lineage: Eukaryota; Metazoa; Arthropoda; Merostomata; Xiphosura; Limulidae. The coding region runs from base 315 to 1961 and encodes 548 amino acids. The transcript has 12 exons.
ACUCCAGACCGCUGAUGGUUUAGAACAGGAAACUCGCAUAGUUCUGUAGUUUUUGUUUUGGCACGGAAUAUUUUAAUUUUUGUUAUGUGUUACGAGAAAUAUCGGAAUUACGUUUAACAAAGUCAAUGAAACUAUAAACUGUGUAUAUAAUUGAGAGUGUGAUAAUAUAGUCAGAAAUACGUUAAAGAAUGUAAAAAUAAUUCAUGGAACCUCGCCCAUCCUUUCACAGGGGUUGUUCCUUAUGUAUACAGAGAAACGAUAAAACUGUUUAAUUUGUCGAUGAAGGUGUCAACUGAACUGGAGAUAAGCCUGUCAUGUUGUACCUGGUUUCUAUAACUGUUAUGUGUUUUUUUACAAGUGAAGUACAGGCUUUUGAAGUGAAGUACUUCGGAAAGAAAAUAGUUCAAGAAGGAUACCCAUUCUCUCUUGAAUGUGAAAUCUCUGAAUUUGACAUUCCGAAGUGGACAAAGGACGGUGUAGUGAUAGUACCGAGUGAACAAAAUAAUUACACACUUAGUCACAAAGAACUGAGAAAUCACCAAAUCCGACUUCGUUUGUCAGUAGAUUUUGCGCAGCUUCACCAUGAGGGAGAAUAUCGAUGUAAUAGUUUCAGUCGAGAGUCUCAUCGUUUAUAUAUAGUUUCUGUGGAUUAUCAGAGAAUCAAAGAAAUAGAAGAAACUACGAAGAAAAAAGACUUUGUUCAGAACAUUGUACUUCAAAUUGGUAAAACAUUUCAACUGCAAUGUAACCUUGAUGACGUAGCUGUAUUUCAAGUGAGCUGGUACAAAAAUGGACAUAGGAUUGUUCCUGAAAAAGGAUCUAAUAUGGUUCUAAAAGAUGAUAAGUUGAUAGUUAAUGAAGCUGAAGAAGCUGAUGCUGGAGAAUAUAGUUGCACUGUGGAUCCUUCUUCUCUCUCUCGACCUGUGGCUAUUGGUCAACAUAUUCAAGUCCGUUCACCUGUUCGAGUAGAAAAGUUUCCAGAAACAAUAAGUGUUGUUCUGCAGAGAAACCUAACAUUAGAAUGUCAUGUUCAUGGGUAUCCUAUCCCCACAGUCUUCUGGUUUAUUGGUAAUGAACCUGUCGAAGAAGUCCAAAAAAACAAUUCAAGGUUGGUUUUAUUUUCCAAUGAGGAUGGCUUACCAGGUGCAAUCUUAUUUUUGCGUAACGUCACAUUCAACGACAGAAAUCUCUAUACCUGUGUUGCACAAAAUGUAGUCAACUCGUACGAAGCUUCAGUAUUUGUGAGCAUUAGAGCUACAAUGAUUCACACUAAUGAAGAAGUGCCAGGACAAGGAAUCAUUUUAAAGCCUCCACAGCCUCUGUAUCUUGUAUGCAACACAACUGAUGAUCUGUCUUUAAGUGUUGUGUGGUACAAAGAUGGAUUACCUUUAAAUGGUAAUGAAAGAAUCAAGAUCUUCUCAGAAAAUAAUUCUGUCAUUGUGAAAAUGACAACUGAAAGUGACACUGGUGAAUACACGUGUGCUGUAACUAAACCUAACAUCAACUCUACUAUCCUUGUACGAACACACACAGAGUUUUAUGAACAUUUUCCCAAUUCACUAAACCUUGUGCAGGGAGACAAGCUAGUUUUAACUUGUAAAGUGAAAGGAGCUCCAAUACCAAUUGUUACAUGGUUAAAAGAUGAAAUGCCACUGAAUACUUCAGAUCCACGUAUUAAACUGGAGAAUAGUGAUCGAGGAGUCCCUGAUGCUAAGCUGGUCAUUGAAAACCUAGAUUAUGAUGAUCGAGCUUAUUACACUUGUGAAGCAAACAAUGGUGUGAACAAUGUAACAAACACUGUACUAGUUCGAGUUAAAGAUAAGUUAGCUGCACUUUGGCCAUUUUUGGGAAUCUGUGCUGAAGUGGCUGUUCUUUGUGCUAUUAUUUUCAUUUAUGAAAAGAAGCGAGUGAAGCAAGACUUUGAUGAAUCUGAUACUGAUCAAAAUGUGGACAAACUUUAGGUUCCAUUAUUUCUUCUGAGAAGGUUUUGGUCAUAAUUUGCUGUGAGUUGAAGUCCAUCAUGCAGCCUGCUGUGUCUCCUGACUCAAAACCAGACAUAUCAUUUCCUGGGGAACCUGGUCAGGAUGAUGAUGAUUUGGAUAGCCUGUUCCCACCUCCUUUCUUUGCCAUGCAAUCCUGGGUCACACCCGUGGAUGCCACAAAGCUUUUUCCGUCUUCCUUAGUAUGGUGUCCCAGGUAUGUUAC